CGCUGGUGAAGUCUAAAAUUACUCGUCAACCUUUGAACCUGCAAUUCCACGAUCGAAAGGGCAGUGGUGUCUUGAUUAUACUAUAUAGACCCGAUCGCGCCAACGGAUCAGUGCAGGCUCUUGACUUUCGCUGCAAAGAGCCGGAGAGGAGACAUUUAUCAGCGUUAUUGCGCUAUUGGAAAGGAUAAGAGCCAACGAAAUCUUGAGAAAGACUCCACAGUCAGUUUGAGAGACUUGAUGGACAGGCCAGAGGAGGAAUUGUCUUCUCGCCUUCAGCCUCUACAGACUGCUCUGAACGUUUGCAUACAGCAACACCAAGGAAAAUGCGACAGGCAGCGACAUACACUGUUACCGACGACAGCUGAGCCUUCUCAGGGUAUUCAAGAACCUCGCGGCAUCAAAGUGAUUGAUAUAAAAGAAGAGAAAGUCAUAAAGGCUUUGCCGGGUUGUCGUUAUAUUGCGCUUUCUUACGUGUGGGAGCCACUCCCGGCCGGCCAAAAACCUGAUGAAUACAAGGAGGAUUCACCUUUGAACCUUUCACGCCUGCCUCGAACCAUUCUUGACGCGCUCGAUGUUUGUCGAGCCUUGGAUGAGAGAUACUUAUGGGUUGAUGCGCUUUGCAUCAAUCAAAAAGAUGAAAGAGAUGAACUCCAAAUUGGCCAGAUGGACAGGAUUUACAGCUUUGCAGUUGCUACAAUAGUAGCAGCCUGUGACAAAGAAGCCACAGAAGGCUUACCAGGCCUUCGGUCCCGUAGCUCGGUACGCUCAGAGCCUCCACCAGUCGAUAUCUUGGACGGGACUCUUUGGAGCUCGAGAGGUUGGACUUAUCAAGAAUUUGUUCUCUCUCGACGGCUUCUGCUCUUCACUUCUGCUGGAAUAUAUUUCCACUGUGCCGGAAGCAAAAACCACACAUUGAACGGAUGGGAACUGCCAAGCAUAGGUUUCGCCACUUGUUGGCGUGCUUACAACGAGACGCUUGCAAUCUACUCAGGACGAAGGCUUGGAAGGAAGUCAGACACCCUGAACGCUAUUACUGGUGUACACAGAGUAUUCGCUCGCUACACGGAUGACACUUAUCUGUGUGGCUUACCCGCACGGCAGAUUUUCUAUGCCUUGCUCUGGCAACCACUAGCAGUUUCAGAACGUCAGCCAAGUUGGCCAAGCUGGUCGUGGGCUGGAUGGACGGGCAGUGGUGAUGAUCUGUGCGUUGUUGGAAAUCCUUGCCAGGAAGCGGUCACCGAUCAGUGGGGUGAUUCCCCUGCGAGAUGGGGAAGCACUGGCCGGGUAUUUAUUCCUCGACUGGAGAACCUUAGAUUCCAGGCUUCGAAUGGUAUGGAAUUAGACAUCCCUCUCUUCCCGGAUGACGAGGCACUCAAACAAUACUUGAGCAGUCAGCAUGAUAAAGCACUACCAGCUCUAGCAGAAGACCGACCUUUUUGGGAAUCCGGAUAUCUGAGGUUCAAAGCAACAAGCAAGCAAUUCUCCAUCACUCCCGAUGUCAGCAAUCCUGGGGUGUCCAAGGACCAUCCAAGAUUAAAGAGGUGCCGGAUAUUAGAUGGUGACAGAUGGAUAGGAACCAUUUUCCUAAACCCGGAUGGUGGUGGCAACUAUCCAGACAUCUCAGGGCCUUGUGAGUUCGUAGUCUUGACGACUUUCAAGGCCUAUAACCACAAGAUCGCUUCUUCUUUCUUAGAAGGACUCCUAGACAUGUCUGUUGAAGACAAAGAGCCAGCCAUAUUCCCAGAGGAAUACUACCAGGCAGGCCGUGCCCAGCAAGAGCGCCAAUUCCGGAUGUGGAUGGCUGGUAAAUUCCAUUCAAAGAAGGGGUACAUGACCAGAGGGGGAAGUAAUUGGGGGAGAACCUGGGAGUCGGAAAGAGACCCCCAUAGGGGCAUGCCAUAUCCUGCGCACUUUGAUUGCUCGCAUGUUAUGUGGAUUGAACGAAAAGGAGACGUUGCUUAUAGGAAGGCAAUCGGUAUUGUUGGUGGAGACCAUUCGCACGGGUCGUCCUUGGAGGAGUUCUGCUUAGGAUAAAUCAGGAAUUAAGUUGGCUGUAUUUUUUUUUUUCUUAUUUCGGGUAUCCCGGGGAUUUUAGACUCAACUGUACCGAAAGCAAUAUUGCAGCGACGAGUAAUCACGAUAGGUAGUAACUGAUAACUCUGCUACAUGGGCUGGUGCGAUC
Messenger RNA from Trichoderma harzianum CBS 226.95, 2182 nucleotides. RefSeq lists its product as hypothetical. NCBI's taxonomy places the organism in Eukaryota, Fungi, Ascomycota, Sordariomycetes, Hypocreales, Hypocreaceae. Bases 238 to 2034 code for a protein of 598 amino acids. The record is from RefSeq and is a predicted model, not a curated record. The transcript has a single exon.